AUGGUGUCUCACUCGCUGGCGCUGCCGAUGAUCUGCUUCACCACGCUGUGGGGGCUGGUGGGGGUCGUGGCCCCCUUCCUGGUGCCCAAGGGACCCAACCGGGGCGUCAUCGUCACCAGUCUCAUCCUCACAGCCGUCUGCUGCUACCUGUUCUGGUUGGUCGCCAUCUUGGCUCAGGCCAACCCCCUGUUCGGCCCUCAGCUGAAGAAUGAAACGAUUUGGUAUCUGCGCUACUUCUGGGAGUAAAGGUCUGUGCGAUGUGACUCCUCCCAUCAUUCCUCACCCGCCUCCUCUAGUUCGGUGGAUUUGAUUUCAACAUGACUCCGGAACAUUCAGAACUCCGCUGCACUUCUCCAGUCCGCAAAACCCACGACAGAUUUCUCAUGUUUCGCAUUUUUUUUAAACAUCGAAUUUCCGCAUCAGGCUUCAACUUUGAGGAAUAUUAAGUAUAUGUGUAGCAUGGGUAAUUUAAGAUUCAGGCCACAUCCAAACUACUUUGUUUUUGUCGGACAACACAUCAUCUCUGUGACAGAAACGUCUGCUGUUCACGCGAAGUUUGGAAACGAUUUACAUUGAC
Limanda limanda (common dab) is the source of this 577-nucleotide messenger RNA. RefSeq names its product ATPase H+ transporting V0 subunit e2 (gene atp6v0e2). The transcript is spliced from 4 exons. Lineage: Eukaryota; Metazoa; Chordata; Actinopteri; Pleuronectiformes; Pleuronectidae. Gene Ontology annotation, biological process: proton transmembrane transport. The coding region runs from base 1 to 246 and encodes 81 amino acids. The record is from RefSeq and is a predicted model, not a curated record. Gene Ontology annotation, molecular function: proton-transporting ATPase activity, rotational mechanism. Gene Ontology annotation, cellular component: proton-transporting V-type ATPase, V0 domain.